Staurois parvus is the source of this 441-nucleotide messenger RNA. Lineage: Eukaryota; Metazoa; Chordata; Amphibia; Anura; Ranidae. The record is from the annotation of a GenBank genome assembly.
CUGGGGGUCCGGCGCCCGCCGCUCCGCCUGAGGGCCCGAGACCUGUAGUUCCGCCUGGGGGUCCGGCGCCCGCCGCUCCGCCUGGGGGCCCGAGGCCUGUCGCCCCGCCUGGGGGCCCGAGGCCUGUCGCCCCGCCCGGGGGGCCCGAUGCCUGUCGCCCCGCCCGGGGGCCCGGUGCCUGUCGCCCCGCCCGGGGGCCCGGUGCCUGCCGCCCUGCCCGGGGGCCUGGUGCCUGCCGCUCCGCCCGGGGGCCCGGUGCCUGCCACUCCGCCUGGUGGCCCGCUGCCUGCUGCUUCUCCUGGUAGCCCGAUGUGCCUCUGCCCAGAGUCCAGCCCGCCCGAUGUGCCUCUGCCCGGAGUCCAGCCCGAUGUGCCUCUGCCCGGAGUCCAGCCCGAUGUGCCUCUGCCCGGAGUCCAGCCCGAUGUGCCUCUGCCCGGAGUC